Phasianus colchicus (ring-necked pheasant) is the source of this 1566-nucleotide messenger RNA. Lineage: Eukaryota; Metazoa; Chordata; Aves; Galliformes; Phasianidae. The record is from RefSeq and is a predicted model, not a curated record.
CUGGGGGGGCACAGUGUGGAGUGGGGCAGAGUAUGGGGCACAAUGUGGGGCACAGCAUGGGGCACGCUGUGGGACACAAUGUGGGGCACAAUGUGGGGUGUGCUAUGGGGUGCAGUGUGGGGCACGGCAUGGGGCACAGUGUGGGGCACAAUGUGGGGCACAAUGUGGGGCACGCAAUGGGGUGUGCUGGGGGGCACGGUGUGGCGUGGGGCACAAUGUGGGGCACAGCAUGUGGCACGCUGUGGGGCACAAAGUGGGGCACAAUGUGGGGCACAGCAUGGGGCACCAUGUGGGGCACAGCAUGGGGCAUGCUGUGGGACACAAUGUGGGGCACAAUGUGGGGUGUGCUAUGGGGCGCAGUGUGGGGCACGCUGUGGGGCACGCUGUGGGGUGAGCUGUGGGGCACACCAUGGGGCACAGUGUGGGGCACAAAGUGGGGCAGCUCUGGGGUGUGCUGGGGGGGCACGGGCUGGUGCGGGGCACAAUGUGGGGCACAAUGUGGGGCACGCUGUGGGGCGCUAUGGGGCGCUAUGGGGCGGACACCGGAUCACCCCACGGCCUCGCCCCACAUCUGACCCCACAGACGGCGACGCCGACGGUGUGAAUGGCGCCGUGGAAAUGGGUGGGGCGGAUUCGGAUUCCGGACAGCGGGACGGGAAUGGAAACCAGGUGCUGCCCCGCGUGUCGCACGAGGAGGUGAACCAGCGCCUGAACAACCUCUACAGCCUCCUGCUGGAGCUGCAGGUCUGUGGGGCGGCGCUGUGGGGCGCCAUGGGGUGGUGUUAUGGGGCUGACGCUAUGGGGCGCCGUGGGCAGCGCUGUGGGGCGCCAUGGGGUGAUGUUAUGGGGCUGACGCUAUGGGGCGCUGUGGGGCGAUGUUAUGGGGCUGACGCUAUGGGGCGCCGUGGGCAGUGCUGUGGGGCGCUAUGGGGCAGCUCUGUGUGUUAUGGGGCCGCUCCGCGCUAUGGGGUGCUAUGGGGCAGCUCCUUGCGCUAUGGGGCGCUAUGGGGUGCUAUGGGGUGCUACGGGGCCGCUCUCUGUGCUAUGGGGCGCUGUGGGGCCGCUCUCCGUGCUAUGGGGCGCUAAGGGGCAGCUGUCUGCACUAUGGGGCGCUACGGGCGGCUCCGUGCUAUGGGGCGCUAUGGGGCGCUAUGGGUCAGCUCUGUGCUAUGGGGAGCUAUGGGGCGGAUGUCUGUGCUGUGGGGAGCUAUGGGGCGCUAUGGGGCCAGCCUCCGCACUAUGGGGCGCUAUGGGGCCGCUCUCCACGCUGUGGGGCGCUAUGGGGCAGCUCUCCGUACUAUGGGGCGCUACGGGGCCGCUCUCCGUGCUAUGGGGCACUAUGGGGGGAUAUGGGGCACUACAGGGCUGCUCUCUGCGCUGUGGGGUGCUGUGCGGCCGCUGUCCGCGCUAUGGGGCGCUAUGGGGCGCUAUGGGGCAGCUCCGUGCUAUGGGGCGGCUCUGUGCUCUACGGGGCGCUGUGGGGCCGCUGUCCGCGCUAUGGGGCGCUAUGGGGCGGCUCUGUGCUAUGGGGCGCUAUGGGGCGAUAUGGGGCGCUAUGGGGCAGCU